Prunus persica (peach) is the source of this 1598-nucleotide messenger RNA. RefSeq names its product polygalacturonase-like. NCBI's taxonomy places the organism in Eukaryota, Viridiplantae, Streptophyta, Magnoliopsida, Rosales, Rosaceae. Gene Ontology annotation, molecular function: polygalacturonase activity. The record is from RefSeq and is a predicted model, not a curated record. The transcript has 4 exons. Bases 181 to 1359 code for a protein of 392 amino acids. Gene Ontology annotation, biological process: carbohydrate metabolic process.
AAUUUCGGCGCCCUUUGCUUGCUUUGUCAUUUUCAUUAACAAAUUCAUUAGAUUUCAAGCCUAUAAAUACAAACAAUCGCAUCGUCAAUCUCCAACUCAUUAACCUCUAUCUCUAUAUCUCUCUUUCUCUCUCACUUUUAUCACAAAAAAAUUCGGAAAAAACCAAGUCCUAGUGUUCAAAUGGCAAACUCCACAAGCCUCAUUGUUCUCUCACUUGCUUUUGUCUUCAUGAUUAACUCAGCCUUAGCCGCUAAAGCCCCAUACAAUGUGGCCAGUUUAGGAGGCAAAGGAGAUGGGAAGACUGAGUCAACCAAAGCCUUCAUUUCUGCAUGGGCCAAAGCUUGUGCCUCGGCGGAGCCGGCUGUCAUUUACGUGCCGAGGGGGAGGUUCUUGCUGCACAAUGUAGUGUUCGCCGGGCCUUGCAAAAAUAACGCAAUCACCUUCCGCAUUGCCGGCACUCUUGUAGCCCCAUCCGAUUACCGGGUCAUUGGAAAUGCCGAUAACUGGAUUUCCUUUGAGGAUGUGGAGGGGGUUACUAUAUCUGGUGGAAUUCUUGAUGGCAAAGGCACCGACUUGUGGGCUUGCAAGGCAGCAGGCAAGAGUUGCCCCAGUGGAGCAACGACAUUGAGUUUUUCUAACUCCAACGACAUCAAGGUUAGUGGCGUGAUAUCCCUAAACAGCCAAAUGUUCCACAUAGUCAUCAACGGCUGCCAUAAUGUGAAAAUGCAAAGUGUUAAAGUUUCUGCCUCCGGGCAGAGCCCCAACACUGAUGGCAUUCACGUCCAGAUGUCAUCCAGCGUCACGAUUCUCAACUCGAAGAUCGCAACGGGUGACGACUGUGUCUCAAUCGGUCCCGGUACUUCAGAUUUGUGGAUCGAAAACAUUAAAUGUGGACCCGGCCAUGGAAUCAGCAUUGGGAGUCUAGGAAAGGACCAAGAAGAGGCUGGUGUGCAAAAUGUAACAGUUAAAUCGAUUACCUUUUUCAAUACUCAAAAUGGUUUGAGGAUCAAAUCGUGGGGGAGGCCUAGCACUGGAUUUGCUAAGGACAUUCUUUUCCAACAUGCUGUAAUGCUCAAUGUCCAAAAUCCGAUUGUUAUCGAUCAAAAUUAUUGCCCGGACAACAAAGGCUGCCCUGGUCAGGUCUCUGGAGUUAAAAUCAGCGAUGUGACAUACCAAGACAUCCAUGGUACAUCGGCAACAGAAGUUGCAGUUAAGUUCGAUUGUAGUUCCAAGUACCCAUGUAGCAAUAUCAAAAUGAAGGAUGUGAAGCUCACUUACAAGAAUCAAGCAGCUGAAGCUUCAUGUAGCCAUGCAGCUGGAACAUCUCAUGGGACGGUGCAACCUACAAGUUGUUUGUAGGCACGAAAAAUGCAAACAAAUUUAUAUUUUGUUUGUACAAAAAUAUUAUAGCAAGAUUUUUAGUGAAUUACGUAGGUCAAUUAAUGAAGUAAUUGUUUGGUCCUGUGGCGUUGGCAGCCCACAUUGGGUUUCCUCUGAGCCUGGUCUUGCAAUCAGUCGAUGGGUAUUUGUAUCAUAAAUUGUACUAAGUCAUAUUAUUGUUGGGAGCAUUUUUGCUUACCAUUUUAAUUUAAUGUGUA